UCAACAAUCAGUACAAUGAAGGUCAUCCUGCUUUUUGCACUGUUUGGUGUGAGCUUCUGUCAGGAUAGUAAAUGUACAGUAGAGCCGCUUUCUGAACCAAAUGAUGGAAACUGUUUGGCACAAGCAGUAAAGGAACUUGGAACAUUUUAUCAAGCUUUUGUUGACAUGUGCUGUGCAGCAGCAGCUAAGGGAACAAUGACCGAUGAUGACAUAAGAGCUACAGCAAAACAGUUCGUUAUAACGUUGAACUGUCUCGGCUGCCAAAUUGGUAGAUAUUUUGGUGAAGAGGAAACUUUUCAAACUCUUAUAGAUAAGAUUGGAGAUAAAGGAACCGAUAUAAUUAUCUUUUUUUUUUACUUUUGUUGUUUUAGGGAAUUUUUGGAUUAGACCAAACCAAGGCAGAACUUGUGUGCACAUUGUCCAAAUUGAUCCCUGCCAUUGCUCGGUGAAAGCCCUUACGGAUAUUAUUUCAGGGGGCAUACUAGAUCUGAAAGACCUUUUUUGUAAGUUAAAGUCUGGGAGUGCAGCUGCUGCUGCUGCUAAAGUAACAGAAAUAGCGAAAAAAGCUGGAUGUGCCGUUGAUAAGGUGGUUGGAACGGACAAAGAUCAAACACUGGAAACAUUUCUGGGAUCACUUAGCAAAGAAGUACUUCAGGAUCGGAUUGAGAAAGUACUCGAUAUUGCUGCGAAAAACGAACUGAUUGCUAAAAUUGUAUGUCCGCUGAUCGACCCAACUGGUAAUCUUCUACCAGGUCUUGGUCGUUAG
Messenger RNA from Staurois parvus, 766 nucleotides. The record is from the annotation of a GenBank genome assembly. NCBI's taxonomy places the organism in Eukaryota, Metazoa, Chordata, Amphibia, Anura, Ranidae.